ACCCUGAGAUUUGGAGCGGUGCCCGAACGAGGAACGAAGCGACGUUCUUGUCUUUUCUUCGUUCCUUUUCUUUACAAUUUGUCAAAACUUACACAAAACUAGCCCAUUUUGUCCAGAUAAUUCAUUGUGAAAUUUUGAAGAUAGAGUUAAGUACUGAACAGUGUUUUUCUAUCAAAUUUAGGCUUUCGCUUUAAUAGUACAAAGCCAGAAUGUGGUCCAGCCGCGGCAAAGAAAGUGGCUGGCUGUUGCUGGUGUUGUCAGUGUGCAGUCUAGGGAUUGUGGUACUGACAGAGCUGCCUCGCCCCCGGGGGGUUUCCCUAUCUCGAGCUAGUCUCUAUCCAGUGGAUAAUGGGGGAAAGUUUGUGUGUUUGGAUGGACGUAAGACGAUUCAGUGGGAGCAGGUUAAUGACGACUAUUGCGAUUGCGAGGAUGGUAGCGACGAGCCAGGAACUGCUGCCUGCCCGAACGGAAUAUUCCAUUGCACAAAUGCUGGGUACAAGCCGUUAAACUUACCCAGCAAUCGGGUGAACGACGGAAUAUGCGAUUGCUGUGAUGCUUCUGAUGAGUACGCUUCGAGGGCAAGCUGUGUCAACACCUGCAGCGAGCUAGGCAAAGAGGACAGAAUGAGGGAGAAGCAACGAACUGAAAUGGCUAAGAUGGGAAACCAGCUACGGACUGAAAUGGUUCAGAGAGGAAAGACUUUGAAGGAGGAGCAACGACUGCGUUUCGUAGAGUUGGAGAAAACAAAAACGGAAGCAGAAGCACUACGGAAGGAAAAAGCCGAUAUCAAAGACGAAGCUGAAACGCUGGAAAAUGCUGCUCUGAAGGUAUAUCGCGACCGUGAGGAGGAAGCACGCAAAUCAAAACAGGAAGCUGAAGCUUUGAGCAAUCGUGAGGAAGCUGAAGAUACGUUCCGCAAAUACGACUCAAAUCAAAAUGGAGUGGUGGAAAUUGUGGAACUGCAGACUCGCAUCGUGUUCGACCGCAACCGAGAUGGAGCGGUAACUGAGGACGAGGCGCGCUUUUUCCUCGAUGAGCAUGACCAGGUUGAUUUCGAAACGUUCGUUACGCUAUGCUGGCCUAAGAUUAAACCGUUCCUGAUGUUGGAUUCUGGACUGUUCAAACCGCCAAGUGAUGUCGAUGAGCUUGAGAAGGACGAACGCGAAAACGAACAGUAUGAAACUGAAGAAGCUGAAUUGCAAAAUGAGCGAGACGGGUAUGACCUAGAUGGAAGUGAACCUUCUCAAGCCUACCAGGAAGAAGAAGAACCUAAUGAACAUGACGAUGAGGAAGAAGAAGAUGAGGGUCAAGAUGAACAGGAGCUGGGUGAAGGACAAGUAGAGCAAGCGGAAGUACCGAAGCAGGAGUACGAUCCAGAAACUCAGGAGAUCAUUCGUAAAGCCAAUGAUGCAAGAAAUCAGCAUAGCGAAGCCGAUCGCCAUGUUCGCGAGAUUGAUCAGGAAAUGAAGAAAAUCGAAGAUUUGCUGAAUAAAGACUUCGGAAAGGAAGAGGAAUUCGCCCCGCUCAACGGAGAAUGCAUCAAUUACGAGGAUCGCGAAUAUAUCUACAAACUCUGUCUUUUCGACAAAGCUGUUCAGCAACCAAAAAGUGGUGGCUCUGAAACUAGAUUGGGUGUCUGGGAUAAGUGGGCCAGUCCGGACUACACCGUAAUGCGGUACGGUAACGGAGCUACCUGUUGGAAUGGUCCGGCACGGUCGGCCAUAGUUCACCUGGAAUGUGGACUCGAUACCAGAAUCACCGCCGUCUCGGAGCCGAAUCGCUGCGAGUAUGAAUAUCGUGUCCAGACACCCGCUGCCUGCUCCAUCGAUGAUCCCAACCGGGAACAGCAACACGAUGAGCUGUAGAGAAGUGGAGAAGCAUCGGAUAGAUUUUUAUUAGACUGUCAUCAGAUCACUCGGCGCAUUUCAUAAGUCAGCAAAUCAACCUAAAUUUAGAAAACAAAAAAACGGUAGGGCGUAGUAGAUUUAAAAAAUACGACAACAUUGUAAUUAUUUUAUUCCUUUGCCUCAAUUUUCAUCGUCGAAUGGUUCAUUAGUUGGUAAUAUUGAUGGAUUCUAUAAGAUUGAUUAGCGGUAAAGCUUGUCUGCAGGAGUCGAAGCUGGAUAAUUUUGAAAUUUGUCUCAGGAACCAGAAACAUCGUGUUUGUUUAGAAUGUAUAUUUUCUUCUUUAUAAAUUUGGACAAACAUUCCUUCGUUUUAGAGUGCUGAAUCAGUGAAAAUAGGUUCUACACUGUUUGUGCUGAAAGCAGAUAUAUUGUCAGCAUGUAACAUCAAUGUUAGAUCGAUAAAGUAACAAUCAAUUUGCUGGAACACUAGUAAAACACUAGAAGUCUAGAAGUGUACACCGAUAUUGGAUUACAUACCUUUCCGAUGUGUUUUUGUAUCUUGAAUGAAUGAUUGAAAAUAAAAUUCUGAGUAAUGAAA
Armigeres subalbatus is the source of this 2445-nucleotide messenger RNA. RefSeq names its product glucosidase 2 subunit beta (gene GCS2beta). Lineage: Eukaryota; Metazoa; Arthropoda; Insecta; Diptera; Culicidae. The record is from RefSeq and is a predicted model, not a curated record. Gene Ontology annotation, biological process: N-glycan processing. Gene Ontology annotation, molecular function: calcium ion binding. The transcript has 3 exons. Gene Ontology annotation, cellular component: glucosidase II complex. Bases 210 to 1865 code for a protein of 551 amino acids.